AUGGUGAGCCAGAGCAGGAGAAGGAUAAGGAAAAUGAAACACAGACAACAGAGGAUAAGAAAGAUGAGCCAAUUAAGCAGGAUGAAGCACCUCCUCAUUCCGGUCAAAGAGGAAGGUGGCCAAGUGUUUUUUGAAGAGGGUCUAAAAGAAUUUUAUGAUUCAACCACGACUGGAGAGAAGGUUGAAGCUAAGGAAUCAAAGGCUCCAGAGAUCACUCUGGAGGAUCUUGAUGCUGUUUCAGGACAGACAACAGAGUAAGUACAAAUUAACCUUUGAAAACUCAAGAUCUGAUUGUUAAUUCUCUCCUCCAGCUGCCACACAUUUCCCUUUAAAUUAGUUACAAGAAUUUGGUUAUAGAUCAAGAUACCAACUUCCAGCUGAUAGGUUUGAGGAUUCUCAUUACCUGUUUGCCAGACAACAUCUUGAUAUUACAAGGAGAAGUUACAUGUUAAUCACUUUUGUUAGCUAAAGUGUUGUAAAGAAAUGUUGUAUAAAGUUUCUGAAGUCGAGGUUUGCUGCUGAAAAGAAGACAAUCCUGAGUGUCAGCUGUUGGGGUUUGAAGAAAUUGGCAUUGGCUGGCUAUUACAGUUUUUUUAUGAAACCCUGAAAAAUACAAAAAUAGUAUUAUCUGUAAUGUUGUGUCCUAGGAAACUGACAUCUUUAGCAGGGGACAGAAUGAAGAUUAGACCUAAGUGUCACCACAGAUCAACAGCAAAUCCAGUGAAAAACCUACAGCAGAGAAAUGAUGUGCGAACAGAGACUGAGGUAAAGUACUGGCACAUGUAUCUGGUCUUGCUCACUUUUGAAUUCUCUGUGGUUCAGUGGUAGAACAACAGAGCACAAAAUUAAUAGUGGUCAAUUGUCCACUGUAUUAUCUAUCAUUUAUAAAAGUUUCAAAGAGUGAUCUUUUUAAGAGUGCUAUCAGUGAAUGUUGCUGAAGGCUUUUUAUAAUCUGUGUUUACCAAUCAACUUGAAGCUUCAACAUCCCCUCCCCCCUCUGGGGAAUCCAUGGGCAUUUUCUGUUGUCCAUGCCUGGGGGAAGGGAGGUGGGAAAUUUGAACCUUGCCUGGCUGGGGUGAGGAAUUUGAACCGAGAGUGUCAAGUUUUUUCAGCAGAAUAUUAGUGUUGUGUCUUGAAAUAUGACAUUGUUUAUGGUAAAUAGUUUACUUUUGGGAGCAGAUGGCUCAAUAGAAACGGUCUACAAGGUGUAGGUUGUAAAGUUUGGUCAAUAUGUAGAAAGUCACAGUGGCUAAAAUUGGCUGGGGCAUUUGAAGACAGCUUUUUCCCUGGCAAAGGUGGAGGGGGGGAGGGGGCAGAAUUUGGACAAACCAGUCCUCAAAAGUUCAAAUGCCCAGGUGGCUGGUGGAGAGGGGGGGGAAUUGAAGCUUUGAAUUGAUUGACACAUGAUAGAAGAUCAUUUGAUAAUAAUAAUAAUAAUAAUAAUAAUAAUAAUAAUUAUUAUUAUUAUUAUUAUAAUAAUUAUAAUAAUAAUAAUUAUAAUAAUAAUAAUUAUAAUAAUAAUAAUCACAAUUAUUGUAGCUCUUGGAUAGAAUCAGUUCUUUUGACUCUCAGGUUGAGCGACCGAGAAUAGAAAAGAAACAGGUCACAAGUGAGCAUCCUGUCAUCAAGAGAAAGAAGAAGAAAUACAAAGAUCCUGACAACCUGUGUAUGUCCUUUUUUCCUUCUAGCUGUCGAAGCACAUUGCAAAUUUUCACUUCUGUGUAGCAUUUUAGGAAACUUGUCUGCCUUUUAUCCUUGUGGAUAUUCAUAGCAUAUUAAUGUGGAGAGUCAAUUUGCAAAUUUUGUGGCAGUGAAAUGGCCUUAGGAGUUUGGGGAAAACAUACAUUAUGUCAUGCCAGGAUGGCAUGACCCAUUUUAAAUAUGGUAGAUAAAUUUGGAAGGCUUUGGUGGAUAUAAAUGCCAUCUUUGGUGUCAAAUAUUGUGAUAGUGCUCACUUGUCAUCCCAUUUCAUCUCAUCCCAUUUCAUCUCAUCCCAUUUCAUCUCAUCCCAUUUCAUCUCAUCCCAUUUCAUCUCAACCCAUUUCAUCUCAUCCCAUUUCAUCUCAUCCCAUUUCAUCUCAUCCCAUUUCAUCUCAUCCCAUUUCAUCUCAUCCCAUUUCAUCUCAUCCCAUUUCGUCUCAUCCCAUUUCAUCUCAUCCCAUUUCAUCUCAACCCAUUUCAUCUCAUCCCAUUUCAUCUCACCCCGUUUCAUUUUAUCUCAUUUUUUCUCUUCUAUUUAAAUCUUAUCUCAUCUUUUCUCGUUUUAUCUUUCUCUUCUUAUCCUAUCUCAUCCCAUUUCAUCCCAUUUUGUCUCGUCUCAUUUCUUCGCAUAGGUAUCCGGUUAGAUCGCGCCAUGGUUGGAUCGCUCCCAGUUAGAUCGCUUCAACCAAAAGUUAGAUCGUGCCACUCGAAAGUUAGAUCGCUCCAUCAAAUAAGUUACUUUGCUAACAACAUAAGGUACUUCGCAAUGUGAAGUAUUACUUUCCAAUGAUCUUUAAAGUUUUAUAGGUGAUGAUGUGUCUUGUGACGAUUCGAGUACAUCGUCCUCACUCUGUCCUUCAUAUUAGCCAUCGAGCUACCGAUGUAUGAUGUAUAGCGAUGAUGGAAUACAUGAUCGUGGAAUAGAUUAUAACUUUAUAGUCUGAAGUGUAUUGAAAAAGAUCAUUCUAAUACCAAUACUGUCCAGUGUGGUCUUUUUUGCUGUUUGAUGUAAGGAAACUGAUAUCUGCCAUCUUUAAUUAAUAAAUUAGAUUACACUUCGUGAGUCCCUUACAUGAGGCUUUAUUUGUUUUUUCUGCGUAGCUCGGAUUUUUUUCAAGCGCGCGCCAGCGAUUUUAAUCGAUUGUUAGGUAAGAUAUACACGUCAUUUAAUGAAUUAUCAAUUUAGAUACCUUAGUUUUGCUACCUUAACCUUAGUUUUCGACAUGGAGCGAAGUAAAUUAUGUAGGAGCGAAGCCACUUACUUGAUGGAGCGAUCUAACUUGCCAGUAGAGCGAUCUAACCAUGGUGCGAUCUAACCGUAAUUCAUCACAUCAUUUCACUACACAUAACUCUACUUUCACAUUACAUUAAAAAACCUUGCACCAACAGUACAUGUAUAUGAUGUUCUCUUGUCUACUUACAGGGAGGCGUCACACUCUCGACUUGGCGGCAUCAGCAUUAGCUGGUCUGGCCAGCACUGAAGAUUUCACUAAAGUCAGAUUGCGUAAAACUGCUGGGCCUGAAGAGAAGGAAAAGGAUGAGUACAGAGGAAUAAAACCCAUUAUGCUGAUCCACAUAAAAGGUAAAUAAAAAUCUUUUGAUUUGGAAAGUCGCAAGAGUUUUUAACCCUUUAAUCCCUAAGAGGGACAAGGUUCUAAUUUCUCCUUACAAUAUCACCCUGGAAUAAAAGGUUUAAGUCAUGAGAAUAAAGGAAUGAUCAGUAAGCAACGAAGCUCUUGAUGGUUUUACAAAUUCUCCCUGUUAGAACCUUGGAAAUGUGUAGAGAACAGUAUGGAGAAUAUGCAUGAUGAUGCCAGGGUGUAUAGGGCUAAUUGUAAGGGAAUAUAUAACAGGAGCUACAUACAUACAUGUGGGAGACAGAGUGGCCUGAUGGUCAGUGCACUGGACUCCGGGUCGAGAGGUCUGGGUUCAAGACCUGGCCAGGUUACUGUGUUGUGUUCUUUGGCAAGACACUUUUACUCUCCCCAUGUCUCUCUCCACCCAGGAAGGAGUUUAAAUGGGUACUGAAGAAUUUUCAGGGAAGCCUGAUGAAAUACUAGGGGGUAACGUUGUGAUAGACUGGUAUCCCAUCCAGGGGGGAGUAGUUACACUCCUUGUCGCUUGAUGCUUUAUGGAAACUAAGAAAGGCUCAGAAGACUUGAGUACAGACCUUAUCUUUACUUUUACAUACAUACAUUCAUGUUAAGCCCUUUGUGUUUUGUGUACAGGACGGCGUCAUCUUCAAGUACGUCUCGUUGAACCAAGUCUAAAGUCCUUAAAUUCUGGAGACUGUUUUGCUCUUGUGACAGAAAAGGAUCUGUUUACCUGGAUUGGAAAGGAAUCCAAUCCGUAUGAAAAAGCCAAGGUUUGUAAAUGCAUGUACUUCUGUAGGAAUCGCUACAUGCCGUUUUUUCUAUUUCUACCUUCACCCCUAUAUCUACCAUUGCUGAUACAACUAUUGUUACUGAUGAUACUGUCACCGAUAUUGCUGUUUCUGCUGCCUAGUUCUGCUAAUGCUGUUUCUCUUGCAGCUAAUACUGCUACUGAUGGUAAUUCUUCCUGUUUUUUUGUUCUUUUGCUUCUUCUGCUUCUUCGUUGCUUUGGUUUUCUGAUAUUACUUGUCUUAUUUUUUUCUACCGCGUCUGCUACCACUACCACUAUCACUUCUGUCUCUGCUUCUGCUUCUUCUGCUACUCCUGCUCAGUUUCUGCCACCACCCCUGAUACUGUAUUUGUAGAUCUCAUUUUGGAUUGUAAGUCUUAAAUAAUAAUUUUGACUUUUCCGUAGGUGACAGAAAUUGUCUCCAAGAUUAAAACAAAGAAUGAAUUGAACUGUAAGGCGCGAGACAUUGUCACCAUUGAAGAAGGAGACAUGGACUUCAACGCUGCCUUGGACAAAUUUGCAAACAUUCUGAGUGGAGAUCCUGGAAGUAAUCCUGUUAAAGGUUGGCUAACAUUUCUAUCACCUUUAACCCUUUACACUCGAUCAUCAGUAUGUAUUUUCUCCAUACUGUUCUCUAUGCAUUUUCUAAGGUUCUAACAAGGAGAUUUUGUUUAACAAUCUAGACCUUCUUUAGUUGGUGAUCAUUUUCUUAAUUCUUGUAACCUUACUGUGUGAUUUAGGGCUGAUAUUGUAAGGAGAAAUUAGACGCUAGUCACUCUAAGGGAUGACUGGAUUAAAACUUGCUUACAAGUACCUCCUGACUGAAACAAGAGAUCCUACAAAGUGCCAUUUGUAUGUUUAACCUUUUGACUCCUAAGAGUGACUAUCACAGGAUCACCCCUGGAUCACACGUCGACAUCACGAGAAUAAAGGAAAUGAUCACCAACUAAGGAGGCUCUUGAUUGUUAAACAAAUUCUCCCUGUCAGCAUUAUAGGAAAUGUAUAGAGAACUUUUAAAGGAAUAUGCAUACUGAUGUUUGAGUGAAGCAGAUUAAUUGCCAUGAUACCAAAUGUUUCGCGAAUGAUCACCAUAACUUGAAUUAAGAGUGGUGUCCAAAGCAAUCAAUGCAUUCUGUGGAAAAACAGUCCCCUCUGGUUGACACGAAGUCAUUUUCCCAGCUCUGUAAUUUUCUUUUGCCAAGGGUUUUUUUUUAAUAAUGCUGACAGAACCGAGUGGAGUUAUCGCAAUGAGAAGUUUCAACCUGUCAACCCCUCGGAGUGACUUGCUUCUUAUUUCUCCCCAACAGUUUCACCCUUGCAUCAAAUGUAAAGGAAAAUAUCAUAAAUUUAGGAAGAUUCUCAUCGUCAAACAAAUUUUCAUGGUCACUGUUAUAGGGAAUGGAAAGUGAAUCGUGUCGAGAAAAUCAAUACCAAUGAUAGGGGUAUAGGGUUUAUCUCAAGUGAAAUCUGUAAUUUACAAAAUGAAUUUUCUAUAUGCUGAAUCGAGUGCAGCGGUUCACAGUCAGCACUAUUAUAUUUUGUUUUGUCUACACUAAAAUUCAGUCACCACUUAUCCUCAUAUAGAUGCUCAAAAAAUGGCGAAAGACGAAGAAUACGAGAAGGGUGUAGUUAAGGGCAACAUGGUUUAUAAAAUUCAUUGGACAGAUCCUCCAACUCUGAUGCCAGUAGAGACUAUGUGUGGACGAAUUCCUCAGGUCUCCAUUUUUGACACUAAGGAGGUAAUUACAUUUUAUUAGUAAAGUUUUCCGCUUUUUGCUGGUGAUCAAUUAUUUGAUCAUCUGUGAAUCGUGUUCACGUUGGAAAUCUUGUUUCUGUGUUUUAAAACACUGAGUCGAGGGUGACAAUCUCUAACGCAGCGGUCAAGCAUCCGCGCAUGAGCGAACGUCGGAAUGACCAGUUGCCAGUAGUUGGCGUGCAUUGAGGCUGUCACAACCUAGAUGUUACAAAUAAUAGCACAAGCCAGUUAGUCACGGUGUUUUGAAAGCGUAUAACUUUUUAGGUAAAGCGCAAAGCAGAAUAGUAAAUCAACAGGAUAUCUGUACUUGAAAGAGCUUUGCGUUCGGAAAGUCAUUAGCUUUCCUUUUCCCUGCUUUGUUUCCUUCUACAGAUUUCAAUGAAAAUUUCAAUUUUAUUUCGUUUAUUUUGCAAGAAUGCGGUUGUUUCUUAUGUUAAAUUGUGAAAUUUUGCACACUAAAUCAGCGCGCGGCCGGCCAGUAUUGAUUCCUUCGACGUUUGGUCGGUUUUUCUGCAGAUUUAGCGUUUUGUUUUGAGUUUUAUCAAAACAGUUAUACGGUUUUUUAAUACUGCGCCAUACUCGAUUACGUGGUUGUGUACAACUCUUGUAAGGCAAUUUGGCGCGCCACCCACAUGAAGCCUAUACAACAUUCACCCAUUCACAGACAUUCGACCGCUGUGUUGCCUAAAUUGCAUUCGGCUACACUUUUUCUCUCAUAGUCCUAGUCAACACAUUUUGUUUUUAUUCAGGUUUUCAUAUUUGACUUUGGUUCAGAACUGUAUGUGUGGAAUGGACAGCAAUCGUUAUCAGGGCAAAGGAAGUCGGCCUUCGCUCUGGCAAAACAACUAUAUGAAGAGCCUUUUAAACCGUAUGGAAAAAAUUAUGAUCCAAUCUACCCGUAUGGCAAACCUGAAAAUUGCACCGAAGUAGACAAUAAAGUUUCAACUGGCAGACCACCGUGGACGUUAUUUGCAAGACUUCACGAAAAGGCUGAGACAAUCUUGUUUCGUGAGAAGUUCCUUGACUGGCCUGAUCCAACCAAGAUUAUUCGGAUGAAGGGACACCCUAGCACGCUUGAACUAGCACCAACGGUACAGUGAAUUUUGAUUACUGUUUAUCAUUAGGAAACGGAAGUUCACUUCUGUUCUGGUUGGUUUGGUUAUUGCUAACCCUUUAAACCUCAAGGGUGACUAGCAUCUAAUUUCUCCCCACAGUGUGCCUCCUGAAUUGCACAUUAAGGUCAUGAGAAUAAAGGAAAUGAUCACCAGGGAAGGAACCUUUUGAUUGGCAAACAAAUUCUCUUUGUUAGCACCUUAGGAAAUUUAUCAAGAACAGUGUGGAGAAUAUGCAUACUGAUGUUGGAUGUAAAGGGUUAAGGGAGGAAAAGGUCAAAGGGUCCUGUAGAGAGUUAAACUAAAGACGAUAGUAAAUUUUAGGCUUGGUAUUCAAAGCAGAUUGUUGUUUAAAAGUGAAUUGUUCGCGCAAAAAUUACUUUGUGUCCUCGUCUCGAGCGUUUAAAAACUCGACUCGUGCCUUGAGUUUUCGAGGAUCGAGAUCGAGUUUCGAGGAACAGUCAACUUACUUUUGAGCGGUACUUUAAAUUUCAGUUUGUAAAACAUGCACAACACGAAAGACACGGAACAGUGUUGACAGUUUGAGAGUGAGCUUUGUUGUGAACAGUAAUAUCAUGUUGGUUUUCUCCAUGACUUUUAGCCUCCUCCUGUGGAACUGAAGCCCUGUGACCCCAAGAGCAUGCUGAAAAGUCCACCGCCAUUGCCAAGCCAGAUGUUUGAAGGGACGAAUGUUGGGCGUGGCAAUGGGAUUCCUACUGUGUGGGUGGGUGACGUUUACAAGGAGGGAAACCUUGUGACAACCGCCGGUCUAACAGUGUGGCAUAUUAACGAGUACAGACACUUUGAGGUACAGCCAGCACAACAUGGACAUUUCCACUCAGGUAAACACAUCAAUGCUGAUAGUGUUAUUUAUUCUUGUAUGAUUCUUGUUUAGAAAGUGGUUGGCGCACGGGGUAGGAAGGACUGAGUUCGAGUCAUUGCCGAGUCUCUGUACCAUUGUCUGAGGCAAAACACGUCAAUAACUGAGUGCCUUUCUCCACGCUGGAGUUUAAACCUUCCGAGUGUCUGGCUUGUAAUUUCUCCUUAGAUUAUCACUUUUAAAUCAAAUGUAAAGUUCAUGAGAAUAACAGAAAUGAUCACAAAUUUAAGAAGCUCCUGAUUGUCAAACAAAUUCUUCUAGUGAGUACCACAGAAGAAGUAAAGAGAACAGUGGGGAGAAAAUGGAUGCUAAUUUAAGGAUGGAAAAGGUUAAAUGGGUUGCUUGUGAAAUGUUAGGAAAACUCGACAUAAUGCCCUGGGGGGGGGGUUCAAUGGAUUAGGUGAGAGCAGACCUCCAUUCAAUGUCUUUAAGACGUUACUUCAAUGUAGUAUUUUGAUGUUGCAGGGGAAGGCUACGUGAUCAGGUGGGCCUACUUUGUGCUCGCCGACAGAAUAGUCAAAGAUCGGAAGUCCCGUUGUCGUUCAACCGUUGCUGGGCGCGUCCGCUGCGCUUACUUUUUCUGGCAAGGAAAUGACUGUUCUGUGAAUGAGAAGGGUGCAGCUGCCAUCAUGGCUGUAGAACUUGAUGAAGAAAAAGGACCGCAGGUGAAAUUUGUAUUGAAAGCCUUAUCCUGACGUAGUUUGUGCGUGCCGUCCUGUCUCUGUUUGCCUUCUUGCUUGCCUAGUUCUCUCGUCUUUUCGUCUGUCAGUCAGUAUCUUCUUCUUUUGGCUGUUUUGUCUUUUUUUUUAAUUUCUUUUGAUUGGUUAGUUUUACCUCGAUGUUAUCUUUACAGGUAAGAGUGGUGCAAGGAAAGGAAACUCCAGUAUUUCUAAAUCUCUUCAAAGGGGGAAUGAUUAUCCAUACUGGCAGGUACACAGUUUGUGAACGUCUAAUUUUGAUCAGCCAGCAGUAUUUGAUUAUCAGUAAUAUUUGAUCUUGAGCCAAAAUAUGUUCGAGUGAUUGCCUUCUCGGUGGAAAAAAAAUCACUCUCGCAGCGUCUCUCUUCACAGAGGAGUACAGAUUGACAAGGAAACGCGAAAAUUAUCCGAGGUGGGAUGAUGAAGGGAGUAUCUUAGGAUGGAUUAGCUGCCUGUCUUAAAGGAGUAGCAAUAAUUUUACUCACUUUAUACUAUGGAAACCGGGAUAUGCUUCAGCGGUUUGGGCUAUAAAGCUCAUGCGCAGAAGUCGUCUUUGAAUAAUGAAUCUGUAUUUCAGAUAUUUCCUCAAAAAUGUCCUUCACUGGUCAAAUUUUCAGCAACCCGCUGUCCAUUACACUAACACAAUGCAUGAAUAUUGGACGUCAAUUUUAUCAUUGCGUUGCAAUCAAACAGCAGAAAUUCAUGUUGGAUGUUCUCAAUCACGCUACCACGAACACAGCAUUCGAGUGUGUUGAUUCACUGGUAAACUUUAUCAUCAGGAGUCGAGAUUAUUCACGUAUUCGUUGCAUGUUUACAUUAUAUAUGUCCCAUAUAUCAUUUAUCACGAUUUAAUUUGAAUUGAAUUGCAGUUAGGCUACUUGACUCGAGAACAGAAGCAUCUCUCAUUCUGUGUGAAUAAAAGAGCCGAUGAAAACUCGUGUUGAGACCAGCCUGCGAGCAAGCCUCAUUCUUAGCGCUGCAGGAUGCGCGUUUCUCCUCUGCGGAAAGAGCACAGACGAGUUGGGGAGAGGUUUGCGUGGCUCAAGGCGUUGUACUCUCGCGCAGGCGAGGAAGUGCUCGCGCUGAAGCCCCAAUAACGAGGGCCUGUUGAUAUUGGUUUCGGUGCGCGAAAACGCGAGUGAUCAAGUCGCGAUUGGUUUUUUAAUUUUUGCAUCCAAUCGGCUGAGAAAGUGGGUCGAGUUUUUUCGACCAAUCAGAGAGCGAAGUAUAGCAAACUGACAAGACAAUUUCGGAUUGCCUUCAAAUGCUCACUUAUAAAUUGCUGUAUCACGCUAGAACAAAUCAUUUUUUAAGCAGGCAGCCAUACUAAACUUGCAAUGGGAGAUGCUUUUUUCUCAGGCCAAAUAAAUGUUUAUCAAUGAUCGUGAUAAUGAACAGUUUAAAGGAACGAUGUGUCUAACAUUUUUUAGAUAAUCUACCGAUCCCAAAAAACACACAGAGAAGAAUGGUCUAAACUCUGAAAAUGAAGAUGGUAGAAAAGCUGAGCUACUUUUUGACAAAUACUAUUGUUUAUGUGAAAUUUCACUUCACUAAUUCUUUUAUUAACAGCUUACCCAAGGGCUGGUAUGACACAGAGACGUAAGUUUAGUUCUGAUUUUCUAACAAUAAUAUCCGCGUAAGGAAUUAUUUUAAACAAUAUCUUGGCAGGAAAACUUCCCCUACCUGAACCAACUUUAAUUUCUUGGUUAGAGCAGUUUUUAAUUGGGUGUAGUGAAACCAGAACCAAAAUAAUCAAAGUGAGCAAUUGGAACAAAGGUUUACAUUAUCAUUAACCAAUGAGAGCUCUAAGUGAAAACUUGCCAACUGCUUGAAGCGCGGGAAAACGCGAAUGGCCGGGUCGCGGUUGUUUUUUAGUUUGCAUCUGAUUGGUUGAGAGGAUGGUGCAAAUCAAGUCAAGGAUGGCGCAAGCAAAGUUGAGCGAAACGAAAGCAAUCACGGGUUACUUUUGACACCCAGUAGAAAAUUGCUCUGCUUUAAAUCAAACUUUUUUUUGACGAGGGCGUUACUGACUGGCUUAAAACUCUAACUUGCCUUGAAAAGAAAGAACCAAGUCCUGAAUUAACAGUUAAAUCACGUAACAGUAAAAAUGUAGUGUAAUUUGGCGGGCGAGUGCUCAUUAUUUUCUCGGCGAAAAUUGUGACCGCCAUCUUUGAUUUUAAUGGAAGCGGAUGGCUGACGGAGAGAAAGAAAUUUUUCCUAAGGGGUGAGCGACAGUAAAAAAACAAGGAGAGGGGUGGGGGUGGGAGAGUUUUUUCGCUUUUCCCCGCUCAUCCCCCCGCCGUGGACUAUAACUCCAAAUCAAACAUGGCUGGUUGAAUAAACGAUGGUUCGCUUCUUAGCGUUAAUUCACCCUAUUAAGACGCCUGCACUGCAAGCUCAUGAAAAUUUUAAUGUUAAAGACCAAACCCAUAAACUUCCUGAUGAAACCACAAUAAUCGAAAAUAAUUAUUUCAACAAGUAUGCUUUGGAGCACAAAACAUCACGGUAACCUAUGAGAAGCAUAAUUGAAACGAAGUUUAAAGAAAAUAAUUUUCAUUUUUCCUGAAGUUAGUAUUAAAAUAAUUCAAAUUGUAAAUGGAAUUAACGUCUGAAUACUCAUUUGUCAAAUUUCAUAAUUACAUGAUUUCCUGUUCAUGAUUCCGCCUCACUGCCACUGCCACUGUCACCCGCACAGUAUAUGUCAUUUUGUUUAGCAUUUCAUGUCUUCUCAGUGGACACUGUGUGGUCACUUACAUGAUGUUAUUGGGGCCCUUAAGCACCACGACGACGACGCCGACGCCGACGAAUGAUAGGCCUGUUGGUUGUCACACAACGCCCCUCUCCUCUGAGAGGGGGCGUUGCAUGACACCCUAAAGAACAACUGCGAAGGAGAUUAGUGAUGGAUUCAACGUGUUUUCAGUUUAAAACGCCGCGCGACCUCAUCAUCAGCAUAACAUGCGAUGGUAGCCCUUGGUUUCAAAAAAUUUUGGAUAAUUUGCCGUCGCGGAUCCCGCCUCUAAACUUCGCUAAUGUGAUAAUUUUACGCUGUUGUUUAGCAGAGGACGGCAAGCAAAUGUACGAACUUUAAAACUUUCGUGCUGCGCCAUGUAAGUGUUCCAAUGUUGUUUGGCCUCAUUCUUGUUGCCGUCGCCAUCGUGGUUUGCUUAAUGUCCCAACUGUAUAAGAUAGACUCCUUUGGUAGGACGACAGACUGAACUUAUAGGAUGCGCAAGUAACGCACAUACAGACCAUCGUUCCGUACACUCAGUUAUUGGGUCGUCACCUACCGCACAUAGACGCCUUACGUAGACAAACAAGGGGUAGGGGUGGGGUGGCUGACACUUGGAGGGGUGAAGGUGUUUCAAAGUAGACACCACCCUUAGUCAGGAGUAUAUCACGAGUGUGGUGGUUGGGCUCGUCUCUCUUGGUCCUUAGCUUAUCUCUUGCGGGAUGGCCGGUCGUUUGUGCUUAUGUCAGAGGUGUUGAAGAGCAAGCACAAAGAACAUUAACUGGUUCUCAUAACUUAAUACUUUCACUUGCUCAAUAGGAAAAACAUGGUAGACGAGAACACAGCGAAAUUCACAGGUAGGCUUAACUCAUUAACUUUGAGAGGAGAUUUACUCGUUACUUCCUCUCCUCUCAGUGAACAGGUUAUGAGAAUAACCUUCGUCAUGUUAUCUUGAUGUAAAACUAAAUUUUCAAUAAUAACAAUAAUACUAUAACUCGCUUUCAUUUGCUUUCGUUUUCUGCCAGAUUCCUCUGAGACUCGUUUGUAUGUGAUUCGUAAUGAAGAACCUGGAGAGGCCUACCUGAAUCAAGUCAAAGCAAGGUAAAGGCUUACUGUGUGGUGAUCAUUUCACUGUUGUGUCACAUUAGGCACAGUUUUAAUCUCCUCUCGCGAUACGCUUGUCACGCGGAAAGUUUGUCUUUUCACGCGUCUUGAAAUACUCUCUCUUGAUAUUUUGGAAUGUUUUCUCACAUAAAAUACAGCUUGUCCCACCAAACACGCAUAUCGCGCAACACGUUCUUCACGAAACGCGCUCGUUUUAGAUACUCCCAGGUGAUCAUUUGAUUAUUAUAUCGCAUGAACUACAGUUCUAGUCUCCUCACGCACCGCGCUUAUCGCUCAAAACGGUCGUCACACAACACGUUGGUCACGUAACACGCUGGCUUGAAUACCUCAGAUGAGGGCUCUAAAGGAGACAAAGAGGCAACUUUUAUUUUUUUCAUCUCAUAGUUCAUAUUCGCUGCGAUCAAGGACCAGUUUAGUUCUGGUGUCACGGCGUGAAGCUCACAUCUACUUGUGGCAUGGAUGUAAAUCCAGUGAAGAUUCCCGCGCCACAGCCAAAGCAGCUGCCAAGAAAGUCCAGGAAAGGUAAGGCAGAAGUAAACAGAUGCAAAACAGUUAUGGCACAGGGAGUGUUGUGGGAGAUUGGGCAUUGGGUUUGCUUUACCAAGUUAAGGCAAUUUUCAGUUGAGUUUCAAAAGUAUUGUGGUGUUUUUCCUUCUGCGUUCUUUAAGUUUAAGUUCUUUUCUUGUUUGAGAAAACUCUCUCUAUCCUUCAACCCCAAGAGAGGCAGAAAUAAUCCUACUUGCGACUUGGGUACUCUCGUUUUUCCUGGCUUCAUGCAGUUGACGCGUUUUUGCUCGAGUUCCUAUGGGCUCGUUUUGAUAUUUUCGUUCGUUAUCAUUGGCUGUUGUCACUACUGCGGUUUUGGUUACCGUACAGUCGAAUUUACACUACCACGCUCUUUGAUUGGUCCGGCGAAUCCGCGCCGCCCUCUCAACCAAUCAGAUGCAGACUUAAAAGCCAUCGUGUCCGACUCACUCGCUUUUCCCGCCAUUGAGUUGUACUCGAUAUGUGUUUUGCAUUGCAGGAAGAGUGUUGAUUGCAAUAUGGCUGGGAUUACAGCCUUUUCUCUCAGUGAAAUCGAGGAAGGAAGCGAAACAGAAGAGUUUUGGAAAGUGAUUGGAGGAAAGAAGUACUACUGCAGUUUGGCGCAUGGUAUGUAAUUGACCUUGUUCACUCUUCGUGCUAGUUGGCGCAGAUCGGGUAAAUGAUACAUCAGCCCAUAUGAACGUGGAGUAGACAUCUUUAGAAAGUGCUUCUCAGGAGCUUUCAUGGACUAGAAGCAUACAAGGGUUUCCAUCCGUAGCUUCCGCCUUAAGUUGGAGGAUUUCAUCCACAGACCUCAGCUAGAACAAACUUGUAAAGCAACGUCAUCACACCACGUGAAUACUGCUGAAAGGGUUUAUUUUUUUUACUGUGGGACUGUUCUAGUUUUGUAGAGCCUUACGUUUGACGAACAGGAAUAGAGUAAGGAAAGUUUUGGCUCAUCCUAGUCUUUUUAGGCUGCCAUUUUGGGGUGUUUUGCGGAGGGUGGCGUUGUGUGACGUCUGAAAAAAAUGAAUUAGGAUGGGUUUCCUCUUGAUUCUUGCUCGACUACGGCGUAUUGUUAUGAGGAUUUGUUUACGUGUUUAUUUAUGAAAGAUUUUUUUUUUGUCGUAGAUCCAUCCAAACACAACUACCAACCUCGACUUUUUGAACUAAGCAGUGCCACUGGAAAAUUCACGGCGAGUGAAGUUUUGUGUCCCUCACGAUCGGAACCAAAACUGUGCCCGUUUCCAUUCCUACAAGAAGACCUUUAUACGGCCAAACAACCAGGUGCGGAAGCUAAGCAUAGUUGUUACAAAACUGCACAGGGUAAUCGCAAUGUAAGGAGAUUUGCGCGAGGAAUAAGGAAUGAGAGAGAGGGAGAGAGAGAGAGAGAGAGAGAGAGAGAGAGAGGCAGAGGGAGACGAGACGCCUUUUCCAUUAACACUCCCUUCCCGGCCUUUUCCUCCCGCACCCUGCUACCCUGCUACCCCUCCCUGCUAUCCCUCUCCCCCUUCCCCCUCCCCCCCCAGAAGACAAGUUUUUCUAAGACACAGAUUUUUGAUUAUUAAUUCGAGGAUUAUUUGCAGGGUUGUUUAUCGUAGACGGUUACUAUGAAGUCUACGUGUGGGAGGGUUGGAUGCCUGAGGAUGACGAUGAUGUGCGAACAGGCUCCGGAAGACAGCGCUGGGACAGAGACAGGAAACUCGCUAUGGAAACGGCGCUGAGUUAUGCUAAAGGUGUGCGAUUUGUUUUUGUCCCUCUCUCGCUGCAAGUGAUAUUUUUGUCUUUAGGUGUAUCGUUGUGUUUCUCAAGUCUAUUAGUUGCCAAGUUAAUUUCCAGUCAUAAUGAAAUAAGAGAUAUUAACUUUUCUAUCUAUCAUUAAUUCCUUUCAAUGAUUUAUGGUAUUAAUUUUUAUUUAUUUAUUUAUUUAUUUAUUUCGUAUCCCUCAGAGGCUGGAAAGCGCGUCUCUCACCGUGUGUACGUGGUGUAUGCCGGCAUGGAACCGAUGACGUUUAAGGUUCUUUUUCCUUACUGGAAUGAUACACCAGAUGUCAUCAAAAUACAGAAACUGGUAUGUACUAUGUCGAAGCAUGCAAACAAGCAAGUUUUCCUUGGCAAGUUGCACUCCUUUUAGUAGAAUUAAAAAGCCGCCCUAUGCUUCUUUUAUUGUAAUCAGUCAUUCUUGUUGUCUCUUUUCUAGGACGGAAAGCAACCUAAUACAAAACACUCUGCCAGCGACUUACUACAACAGUUUACAAAGUAAGUGACUAUAGAAUCAUGUUUCCUGUCACACAGAGCUGUGUUCUUCUCCUUCAGCAGUUUCCAUCAGUGCUUCUGGUAUGAGAUUUUCCAGACUGUGACAGAGGGCGCACGCUUAAACAUUGCAAUUAUGCAGAGUUUGCUUUAGUAAACUCUGUGAUUGGUCCAGACUAACACACCAUUCUCUUAACCAAUCAGAUACAUACUAAAUCGUUGUCGACGUGGUUGCCUGCAUUUUCCCGCGUUUUAGACAUUGUGCUUGUUUUAAAUUUGGAUGCCCAUUGGCUCCACGUGUUUAUUUUCUUUUAUAUGAUUGGCUGAUCUUGUUAUUGUGUGUAUGGUCUCUAUCUUAACUACUCCUGAAUUGCUUUCAAAGGGAUUUUUACACACUGGCUGAACUUCAGAAGAUACCACCACCCCAAGGAGUCGAUCCAGCGAAACUUGAAGUUUACUUAAGCGAUAAUGACUUUAAGGUGAGUUCAGAAUGAAUUUAAUGAGAAAGUGCUCUAACUUACGUUUGUAAGCGAACGUCAACAUGUCACUGUGUGUCGUGGUGUUCUAUAUUGAUAUGGCCACAACAAUUCAGCAUUUUCCUUUUCUUUUUCUAGGAGAUUUUUAAGAUGGAGAAAGAGGCAUUCAGUAAGCUCCCAGGCUGGAAACAAAUCAAUCUAAAGAAAGCUGUUGGUCUGUUCUAG
Pocillopora meandrina is the source of this 15861-nucleotide messenger RNA. Lineage: Eukaryota; Metazoa; Cnidaria; Anthozoa; Scleractinia; Pocilloporidae. The record is from the annotation of a GenBank genome assembly.